GUCUUUCUGCUCGGUCGCAUAAUUUUCAUCCGUCAGCCGCGAUUAGCAGCUUUUCGCGAAAGUCCUGCUGUUUCUAAAGUCGAUUAGUGCGGUCUAAAUUCAUAAUUACCCAGGUCUGAUUUGUUCGCGAUACUUGUGCUUACCGGAACGAGUGAUAGCACGGGUUCAAGUGUCGACUUACUGGUGUUAUAGGUGCGAAAAUUUGUUGAAAUCGGACAGCAGUUUUGACCAGUGGUUUAAACGAGGAACUAAGCGAAGCAGUUCUAGAACAAACUCGUCACCUCUCGCUCGCUGUCGUGUGGGGGUGAGGUGCGCAUUUGUGAGCGAGUGUGUGAGGAGAAGCAACGCUAGUGUUGGAGCAGCUGGUGCGGAAACCCCGUGCGAGGAAGUGCGAAAUUCAAACACACGUCGAACGAGCGAAGAGCGCUGAAGGUUGUGUUCGGAAAAUAAAACGAACCAAGAAGGAAAAUCUGACGGAAAAAGAAGAUCACCGUUUCGAUGUCGCAACAGGAACAGCCACAACAAUCUCAGCCAACGGUGCGGCAUAUUCCGAUUUUCGUCGAAGGACGAUCGGAGCCGUUGGUGAAUAAGAUUCCGGAGAGUCAGCCAAGUAACAAUUCAUCUACCAGCUCAAUGCCGGAACCACCACCGAUGGAGAUGCCGUCUCACAAUACCAGUGAUUUUUUUAAACAUGGAUCUAUAUUUGACCGUACCCGAGACUUCCCAGUACGAACAUUUCCAAAUUCAACGUUUUUCAACAAGAGCAGCCCAGCCAGAGAGUCAUCCCCGGCUAGACAAGUUCCUAUCUUUACCGAUGGUGGAUUUACCGCGACAACAGUGCCUCUUUCACAACAACCGCCCUCUCGUGGCUCUUCUCAGCCACGACAAAUGCCUUCGCCUCAAUGCUUUCAACAGCAACCGCAGCAGGAACAGGAAGCUAAACAGCAAGCAUCCGCUGCCCAAGAUCAGACAGAUUCACAGCCAAAACCGCCACCAGCGCCAACCCAACCAGCCGCCAAUGAUCCGAUUAGCAAAAUUCAAAAGAUCCAGCGAGAUGUGCUGGCCAUUUUUGAUCAAGUUGAACGGUUUCAGGGUGGAAAGGAAGGUAAACGGGACAAAACCUACAUCUAUUUGGACGAAAUGCUGACACAGAAUCUUCUGAAGCUGGACUCGAUUGACGCCGAGGAUCAGCCGCAAAUCAAAUCCGCUCGUAAAGAAGCUAUCAAGAGUAUAAACCACUGUAUUGCCGUCCUGGAAGCCAAAGCGGAAGCCGGCGUCGAGCGAACUAAUAGCAACGAAAAGGUGCCUAAUGGGACGACAGAUCGGACUGGUUCCGGUGCUUCGCUGUCCCAUUCUUCGUCCAACCAAUCUAGUCAACAGGGGCUGCAGCAGCAGUAAGAUAUUCGGAACUAUUGCUAUCUAGGGUUUUGUUCUUCGAGGUGAUACUUUCGCCGGUUGUCUUUUUCGUUCCAAAGUCGGUUACCUUGAACACGCAUUUUAUAAGGUAAUCGAAUCGGCAGCAUACCCAAACAAUAUCGACAUGACCAGUUAAUGCUAAAAAAAAAGAAAUCAAAAGCAAGAAAAAAAAUUACAGCUGACGUAAAUAAUGAACGAUAGAUAUGCAAGGAUGUGUGAAUGUUUACGAAACAGGUUUAUUUUUCAAAUUCAUAGACAAAUUUACUAACAAAACAUAUGAUUCAUCGGUUUGCUUUCGAAAUGUGUUCGACCAGUGAAAGUAUUGUUCAAGUAAGUUUGCAGCUUCUUUCGUAGUUUCAUAUUUAAUGUGUAAAUUUUAGUUCUUUUUGUAUUCUCUGUAACUCAGUGGUUCAGAUUUGUGAAUUUGUCCGUUUUUAAGGAAUUUAUUUAAAAAAGCGUGUAUAUAAAGAGACGGGUUGUCGAGCUCAUUCCUGUACAAUGAAUUUUCAAUUUUUUUUUGUGACGACUAGAAUUUUUUCGCCUUCGAUUAUAAACAUUCGAAGUUUUUGUCUUCGAUCAUAGUUUAAGUUUGGAAAACCGCAGUAUAUUUCAAACAGUGCAUCCAGUGUCUUUUGCAGUGCAAGAAUAAACCAAAAGAGAGGCUCUAAAUAUACUGUAGUUACUCUGCAUGUUAAUGAUGUCAUACUAUAAUAUCUCAAAGAUUGCAGUGAUGGUCGGAUACCAAAAUACUAUCUUUUACAUUCAAUUGACUUUUAAUUGCGUUCAGUUUUCAAACAAUAUUUUUCACAAUUUAUUCCGAAUAUUCAAUACCUUUGUUGUAUGACACUUCGCGAUGCACUACCAGAAUAUUUACUUGAAUUCAUUCAUAAAUAACUAAUUUAAAAUUCUAAAUUCAGAAGAAUACGAGCAAGUUGUGACUGAGUACUCGCAGCGAAUUUAUACAAACAUGCUACCCAGCUAAACCAAUGCACCUAUAGGAAAAUGUACUAUUUAUUUUGUUCGUCUCAUAACUUCCUUCCGCUUCGUUUGUGAUUGCCAUCAGUUAAGAUGUCAAGACCCAUCAUUUACGGACUCAGACUUCGUUCAAAUUGUUCUAGGGUAAUGCAUACAACGUAGAGAGAUAGGCCAUCUAGAGAAAGAAUAAAUUAAUACAAUAAUAUAAUCAAAAUAAUUGACUUGAAAAAGGUAAGCGUAAAACAUAAUAAAAAAACUCACAUUUAGUUUUAGUGAACAAUAA
Molecule: messenger RNA, 2674 nt
Organism: Wyeomyia smithii (pitcher-plant mosquito)
Lineage: Eukaryota; Metazoa; Arthropoda; Insecta; Diptera; Culicidae
Gene: stv
Product: BAG domain-containing protein Samui
Exons: 2
Coding region: 499-1398 (299 amino acids)
Biological process (GO): protein stabilization
Cellular component (GO): membrane; cytoplasm; nucleus
Molecular function (GO): adenyl-nucleotide exchange factor activity; protein-folding chaperone binding
Source: RefSeq, a predicted model, not a curated record